This is a messenger RNA of Rosa rugosa (rugosa rose), 898 nucleotides long. RefSeq names its product non-specific lipid transfer protein GPI-anchored 6-like. Gene Ontology annotation, biological process: lipid transport. The transcript has 3 exons. Bases 148 to 735 code for a protein of 195 amino acids. Lineage: Eukaryota; Viridiplantae; Streptophyta; Magnoliopsida; Rosales; Rosaceae. The record is from RefSeq and is a predicted model, not a curated record. Gene Ontology annotation, molecular function: lipid binding.
UCUCAUCCCCAAAACCCAAAAGGUAAAAAGGGAAGUUGAAAAACCAUACAUAAAAACCAAAAAGCACCAACACAAAUAACAUCAACAUUCCCUCUAACCCCGUCCAGAGCGCCAGCACUAUCACUCUUUCUCUGCAUUAUUAUUGCAAUGAGUAACUCAGAGAAGUUCAGUCUGGGGAUCUCAUGUAUAUUUGUGGUGGUGAUGAUGCUAGCUGGUUUUGGAAGCUCAGACAUAGACCAAGACAGGGCACAAUGUGCAGACCAGCUAAUAGGGCUUGCUCCAUGUCUUCCUUAUGUUGGUGGUGAAAAAGAUGCCAAAACUCCCACAAUAGACUGCUGCACUGGCCUGAAACAGGUGGAUGCAAAGAGCCACAGAUGCCUCUGUGUUCUGAUUAAGGACCACAACGAUCCUAAACUCGGGCUCACCAUCAACGCUACGCUUGCUUUGAAGCUCCCUGGUGCCUGCCAUGUACCAGUUAACAUAACUAGCUGUGUUGAUCUUUUGCAUUUGGAUCCAAAAUCGGCAGACGGUAAGAUGUUCUUGGGAUAUGCAGAGAAGACUAAAGCUGUUAACAGUACUAGUGCUCCUAUUUCCAGUGGAAACUCUACAAGCAGUGGUACAGUUUCUCAAGAAAUGAGUGAUGGUUGGAGCCUGGGAAAAGCAUUGAUGGGAAUAGAGAUGCUUUUUGUGACCUCAAUGUGCUUUUAUAUUUCUCACCUUGUGUUCUAUGUUUAAUAUAGAUGUGAUUGCUGCUGGUCAGUUUUUAAUGUAUCUCAUUAAUUUGCACUUAAUUAUUUGUCCAAUUGUAUUGGAUUUUUUUUGGUAUUGGAUAAUAUGGGAGAUAUAUGUAUGGAUCGGAUUAGUUGGAAUUAUCUAAUGAGUGUACCACGUCCUUUUA